UCAAUUUCUUCAUGGAGGCUGCAGUUUGUCCUGGCUAUGGACCUAUGCCGAUCAUUUCCCUCCGAGUGCCUCUCCGCACAAUCCCGAAACUUCAUUUCGGGUUUAACCGUUCUUUUUCGGUUUCGACUGGUUUCAUGAUGAACCGCAGGCCUUGUCAUCGGUUCUAUACUCCAGGACCUCUUGCACUCGACAGGUCUAACUCAUCAAUGCCUUCCGAAAACGAAAAAGGCUGUGCCAAAGUUGUUCGAGGGGCAGUUGGGGUGUCUCUUUCUUUAGCUUGCGCUCUAAGCAUCAUCGGCUGCGGCUGUAAGAAGAACUUCAAAGCUAUGGCCGGUCCAAAGCAACAGAUUUAUCAGAAAGCUCCAUCUUUCCAGCAAAUUACUCCUCCGGCGCCAAGGAAAAUGGCACUCAAGUCAUUGCUGGACGUGACAGUGAGCCUUUCUUCAAGAGAGGGAAGAAGGAUGAGGGACGUCAAUCCGGGGUCGCAUUUCUCCGGUCCAAGGCAUUCAGCUCCAUCAAAGGAUCAAAUUGAUCAACUCAAGAAAGAGGCCGUGAGCCUAAUGAAAUGGGGGAUGCCUGAAGAAGCACUGUACAUGUUGAAGAAUGAAUACAAGAAAUAUGAAAUGUCGGAACCUGAGUCCGCUUAUUACAUGAACAUGGUACUAGUGGAAAUUAUGAUCAGUCAGGGAAAAUACGAAGAAGCUUACGAGUUUAUGAGUAGUCAUGAUCAAAAAAUUUCAGAUUUCGAUGUUCGGCCUACUCUUUAUAAGGCUAUUCUAUGCACCAUGUUAGAUAAAGAUGAGGAAGCACAGAAUUUAUGGGAAGAUUUUGCGAGUUCCUUUGGCUUCUAAUUUCCACAACAAAGCUUACAAGUUAUGUAAUCCAAAAACCCCCGGGGGGGGGGGGGAACUCAUCAAGUUAAAGAAUAUAUCAUGUAUUUCAGCAUUGAAGGCGAUGAUUGCUUAUAUGAUA
Molecule: messenger RNA, 972 nt
Organism: Hibiscus syriacus
Lineage: Eukaryota; Viridiplantae; Streptophyta; Magnoliopsida; Malvales; Malvaceae
Exons: 4
Coding region: 12-851 (279 amino acids)
Source: RefSeq, a predicted model, not a curated record